CGACCACCACCACCGUUACAUUGUCACCGCUCAUAGCGACGGCAAGCAGUUCAAAAGAGGCUGCUGAAUAUGCAGCCGCCAUUAGCGAUGCAAAGCGGGAGCGUGAGGCGUUACAAAAGUCACCACCCGCUGCACGCUUGCGCAAUCCACGUGUCAGCAGCGCAGGCAGCCGCCUCAUCAGUAGUACAGCAAAGGCGCGUGCCGCCGUUUCCGCUACAGUGACAGCGCAACAGGAUGAAUUGGAACGGUGUAACGCGGGUAAUGGCAUCGGCGGUGGCAGUGCUGGACAAACACAGCUGCAACGCAGUGCCAGCACUGUGAGCGGUCUAUCAGUGCGGCCUUACAGCAGCCCGGCUGGUUUGCACGCCUACACAGGAAAAGUGCCUGGUUCGGUACCAUCGUCCGUCCAUGGCUCGCGCGUGGACUUACGUGAUGUCGAUAAGGGAUCGGCAAUUUAUCUUGGCUGCUCGGCACCCCGCAAUUCAACGCUAUCACUGUCUUCACGCACCUCAUCGGGCAGUUCGGCGCCACCUUCGCCGGUACGCACGCCACCGGUGAGUCCGCGACAUGGAGUGAGAAGGGCUGCGACUAUGGUGAAAAGACAGCAGCAGCAGCAACAGCAAAGGUGAAACAACUGUAAAGCCUGAUAAUGGCGUGUGGUAUUGAUUAUUGCUGGUUCAUCAAAAUAACCGCUUAGAAGCGGAAACGGAAUUGUUAGUAAAUCAGCUACACUCGACGUAGCGUAGAAUUCACAAUGUAUGUAUGCUAGAUCAGCGCGAAGUAGAAAUCUUCGUAUAGGUUCCUUUAAUUGUGAAAGCUGCUUAGAGGUAUUUUUUGUUUGUUGUCGGUUCGUGUUGAACUGAAGCCUACAACAUUGUUAAUUGACGAUUGGUUAUGGCAACCAAAAGAACUCCUUUGUGCGCUUAGCUUAUAUGUAGCAUAGAAUUUCCAGAAACUCAAAGCAAUUACAUAAUUAAUUUUAAGCGAAGUACUUUAAAAAAUAAUGUUUUUUACUAUACUCACUAAUUAACUUGUUGUUGCUUAGCUGUAAAAGUAAAAAUUAAAACUUCAGUAAAUUUUAAGGAUCUAACUAAUAUAGAUAAGUUGUAAUAUUUAAGCCACCUUUUAGUAGAAGUCUUACUAGGACGGCGGAUGUUUAGGUUAAAAGCUAGGAAGUUAACCCACUAUAUUCAAUUAAAAGCUGUUGGAGUGAACGAAAAUGAAAAUUGGUCAGGUACCAUAAGUUCAGAAGCCAUUUUGCUGUUGCAAUAAAAUAAUACACAGGCAAUUCUGCCGCCAGUUUCGCCUAGGUUAUGUUUUUGAUAACUUGAUUUAUAUUAUUUUUCUAAUAAAAACUUACCUCUCUGAUGGUAAUGUAAUUAAUUAAAUAAUGUAAUUCUCUUUCCACACAAUUUCUACCCUUUUCCUUCUUUUCCUGAUUUUCUGAGAUUUUUACAUAUUUCUCACACUUUGAACUGCAUCACUUACUCACCGAAAUUAUUUAAUUGGAAAAUUUGCAAACACUAAAUUGGCAAUUAUUUAACUUUCUUGUUGCAGAAAACACACAUAACUUUUUAAUUUCUUUGAAGAGACGUCAUUUAAUUCACUUUUCUGCACAUAUUUCACAAUUUUCACUGAUUUUCAACUUACGGAAAGGAAAUAGGCGCGUAGUGGUUAGAAUGGCGGCGGAAAUUGGUUGGCAGCGCAGAGUUGUACUUGCACUUGCAAAAUAUUAACGACGGUAUUCACUAACUGGUCGAAAAAGUGUUGUGUAACAUAUGGAAUUAUUCUUGGAAUAUAUUAUAUAAAACAAUAAACUUACUAAAAUAC
This is a messenger RNA of Rhagoletis pomonella (apple maggot), 1830 nucleotides long. RefSeq lists its product as uncharacterized. Lineage: Eukaryota; Metazoa; Arthropoda; Insecta; Diptera; Tephritidae. The record is from RefSeq and is a predicted model, not a curated record.